Molecule: messenger RNA, 1557 nt
Organism: Macadamia integrifolia
Lineage: Eukaryota; Viridiplantae; Streptophyta; Magnoliopsida; Proteales; Proteaceae
Exons: 2
Coding region: 465-1400 (311 amino acids)
Source: RefSeq, a predicted model, not a curated record
GUAAUCCACUAAUCCCCCACGGAUUUCUCUCUCUACCGGAUUCUGAGGUCUGGUAUCGGGAUGUGCACACCUUGUGUUUGUUAGAAGUCGUGACUUAAAAGUUAUAAAGUAUGGAACGUUCCUUCUAGCCCUCUCUCUCCUUCUGCGUUUCAAGCUCAUUGAAAACCGCAGUACUGGUAAGGAAUGGGAAGAAAUGAGAGCAGAGGAUGAGACACUCUAAGGUUUCUUCGGCUCGACGGUGAACCACCAGUGGUUGUGUUUACAUUCAGCGACCUCUCUCUACUUCUCCAAAACUACCCAAUGUUCUAUUUUUUCCUAUUUCUUCCUAGUUCGUUCGCAACAUUGAAGUGAAUUGUAACAUCACCGGCAGCACUAGCCUGCCAAAGCCUGUUUGAGUGGUACAUGAUUGUGGUCAGAUCCUGCAACUGAAGACAACCACCAUCAACUGCCUGAUUUUGUCUGCAAUGAGCCAUGCUUGUGUCUCCCAAUUCCACAUCCUGUGCCACAAGGCAGUGGCAGCUCUGCCGGUGAGAAGAGAGUGUGUUAGUGUCAUUGCCCGAUCCUGCUCUACCAGUAGCUCACUGGUGACAUCUCCAUCGACCCAGCUCACCCUUCGUCCUUCUGCACCAGUGGUAGCGGCCGCCCACCUAACCCCCUUUAAUGCUCCACAGCGCUCGGAAGAGUGGUUUGCGCUCCGCAGGGAUAAGCUGACAACUAGCACCUUCAGCACAGCUCUGGGAUUCUGGAAGGGCAACCGCCGUUCUGAGCUCUGGCAUGAGAAGGUGUUCAUGUUGGAUGCUGGAUCCAUUACUGCUGCUGGAAAAUCUGCCAUGGAGUGGGGUGUGCUCAAUGAGUCUGUCGCAAUAGAGCAGUACAAAAGCAUCACAGGUCGUGAGGUUAGUUCCCUUGGGUUUGCAGUGCAUUCAGAGGAGCAGUUCAAAUGGCUUGGUGCCUCUCCAGAUGGGCUUCUAGGAUGUUGUCCUGGGGGUGGGGUCUUGGAGGUGAAGUGCCCAUAUAACAAGGGGAUGCCUGAACUUGCUCUGCCAUGGUCAACUAUGCCUUUCUAUUAUAUGCCUCAAGUGCAGGGUCAAAUGGAGAUCAUGGCUAGAGAAUGGGUUGAUUUGUAUUGCUGGACUCCAAAUGGGAGUACAAUCUUCCGUAUUUGCCGAGAUCAUGAGUAUUUUGAGCUGAUUUAUGGGAUUCUGAGGGAAUUUUGGUGGGAGAAUGUUAUAACUGCAAGAGAAGCUUUGGUGCUUGGAAAAGACGAGGAUGUCGAGUCCUACAGGCCAGCUCCGAAACACAAGCAGACAGGGCUGGUUAUUAGUAAGAGCAUAAAAUUGGCUGCUGAGGCAAAGCUGAUAUGCAGGGACAUUGCUGGCCACACAGAGUUUUACAGGUGAUCGGCCGUUGGUGCAAAGAUGACAGAUUGGCUCCAUCAUUUAUAUGUCAAUUUGCCUAGAGGUUCUCAUUGCAUAGUGUAUGUAUAGUUCCUCUGGGUUCUGAUUUGUAAGAACAUGAUAUUAUUUUACAUGAGCAACUCCCUCUCCAUGUUCUCAA